CUUCACACGUCAAAAUAAUCGCCUUAUUUAGAGAUACGUUAGUCUUUAAACAUUUAGAACUAGAGGGUGAUAUGUGACCAAAACAAAAAGAAGCUGCAAAAUUUUAUGUUCAUUGGUGAGACAUAAUGCGUGGAACGUAAAUUCGUGUAUCCGCAUAUUUUCUAAUAUAGACACGUGUUUUGUUAUGGGAUUGUAAAUGCAGAUUUUUUGACUGAGAAAUUCGAAGAAAGAAGUCAAAUAUGCCGAAAAAGCACGUAGCUGGAUCUACGGUACCUAACAAACCUGCUACCAAGCCGGAGCCAGAAAACAGGGACCCCAAUGGCCUGAAUAGCCAUAUCAAGAUCGAGUUUUAUGACGUAACCGGCGAGCCGUAUGGAACCCGAAGUUUUGACAUUACGUGGGAAUUUUCCAAAAUGUUCUACGAAUGUUGUUUGGGAUUUAUUUACAACUUGUGCGCAUGCGUCGCAGCUCCAUGCACGGCGGGGUGGUGGGGCUGUCAAUUCGCCUUUGUGGCUUUCAAAAACGUCUGGUUCUUUGCGCCCUGUUUAAAGGUCAUGGAGAUUUCUUGUUCGGUGUUUGCCAGAAUUUUCAGAAGUUGCAUAAGAUGUUGCAUUUAUCCGCCAUGUCGAUCUUUGGGACACUUUUUUAUUGCGUUUCGAACGGAAGGCGUGAACGAUGCCGAAGACGAUGACCCAUUUUACCAUCUCCCCCCGGCCCCCGUCAGAAAAGCUAGAAUUAUACAAACCCCUUCUCGUAAUAACAAAGUGGCUCCCGAAAAAGAGGACCAAGGAAAAGGAAAUAAACCCACUACAAAUAAAGGGAAGGGGGACAACCCGAAAGUAGUCCCGGGGUUGGUGGUGAUUGGGUCUGUCCCUGACAAAGAAGAUGAUGGCGAUUACAUUGGCGACAAGAAUAAUAUGGUGAACGCCAUCAAAAGACAGAUGAUGAUGUGAUUUUAACGACAAGCAUUUAAUUUAAACUUUGUGCCAAAAGAGACACGUUGUGAUUGUACGGAAAAAGAGUAUGGCGCUAUCUGAGAGUUCCUUCUUUAACAUUGGCGCUAACAAUUAUAAGGUCAAGAUCUAGUAAAUGAAUUUUAAGGUGCCUACAGGUUUAUGAAAUUCAAGAUAUAAAUUCUUUUAAUUAUGCUUCAUAACAAAAUCUUUGAUUCAUAGGGUGUACCGUGGGUGAAAUAUGAAGGAUAAAAGUAGCAAAUCUC
Molecule: messenger RNA, 1219 nt
Organism: Magallana angulata
Lineage: Eukaryota; Metazoa; Mollusca; Bivalvia; Ostreida; Ostreidae
Product: caveolin-3-like
Exons: 2
Coding region: 240-953 (237 amino acids)
Biological process (GO): caveola assembly
Cellular component (GO): caveola
Molecular function (GO): molecular adaptor activity
Source: RefSeq, a predicted model, not a curated record